Molecule: messenger RNA, 108 nt
Organism: Spirodela intermedia
Lineage: Eukaryota; Viridiplantae; Streptophyta; Magnoliopsida; Alismatales; Araceae
Source: the annotation of a GenBank genome assembly
AUGUGUGUCACUCCCCUAUCAUGUCCUAGUAGCCAACUAGUUGUGGAGCAAGGAGCGUCGUACACACAUGUGCGUGUAGGGGUGGACCACCUUUUUAUCUUCUCUUAA